Lactuca saligna is the source of this 288-nucleotide messenger RNA. The record is from the annotation of a GenBank genome assembly. NCBI's taxonomy places the organism in Eukaryota, Viridiplantae, Streptophyta, Magnoliopsida, Asterales, Asteraceae.
AUGGCGAAUUUUUUGAAGAAGAAGACGAGCGAAGGCGACCUUUAUAGUAAUUAUUGCAAGUAUGACAAUCAAGGCUUACAACUAUUCACUUCCUCCUUGUAUCUCGCUGGACUAACAGCAACUUUCUUUGCGUCUUACACGACGAGGAAACUUGGAAGAAGGUUGACUAUGUUGAUUGUCGAAGUUUUCUUCAUCUUUGGAAUUAUUUUCAAUGCAGCUGCUCAAAACCUUGCCAUGCUCAUUGUUGGCAAGAUUCUGCUUGGUUAUGGUGUUGGUUUUGCUAAUUAG